Messenger RNA from Salmo salar (Atlantic salmon), 1063 nucleotides. The record is from RefSeq and is a predicted model, not a curated record. Lineage: Eukaryota; Metazoa; Chordata; Actinopteri; Salmoniformes; Salmonidae.
UUUCUGUGUCCUACCAAACACACAUCAGUUUUCUCACAUGACAAUCUAUGUGUGGAGUUCACUUCACUGACGGAAGAAAGUGGAAAAUAUGUCUUUGUCUUAUAUUCUUCUCAUUUAUGUUGCCGGUGUUGCGGUAAAAGAAAGUUGUGCAGAUUCGGUUCCCACUCCCACUAUUGUAUUUUCCCCUGAGUACAUCAAAGUAGCUACAACAGUUACAGUACGCUGUGAGUCACCAGAAGGCACAGAGUGCAUUUUCUACAGAGAUCACCACCCCAAACCUAUAAGAACAGUGGAUUACAAGCAGGGUGCUUGCCAGUUCAAGUUGUUGUGGAAUGAGUUCAAAAAGUGGAACAAGACUGAAGUAGAUCUCAGCUGUGUAAUUCUACAGAACAGAGAAGAUAAAUCGAUUAAAACCUUAAAACCUAGUGAUGCUCGAAGACUUAAAGUGAGUGAUCCAAUUGGAAAGCCCAGUGUUCAUGUGGAGAAGACUGGGAAUUACCUCAAUCUUCGAUGUGAGGCCAAGGCUGGCACCUCAUGCUACUUUUAUCUGAACAAUGGUGACUCACACUUCAAAAAACUACCCUACAAAGACAAUGUCUGUGUGGGGAGAGUGGCAGAAGAGGAACUGCAGAGGAAGAGGAGCAGUGUUGGAGAGAUCUUCAUCACCUGUGCUGUGGAGCUGGUGGUAGAAGGUGAAGAUACUGUGACAUCACAGCAUAGUGAACCCCUCGGUAUCACCAUAGAUGGAGCUACUAGUUCCCCAUCAGUGUUCAGUUUAAUCAUAACUGGUCAGGAGGAGACAAGCAGCAAUGUCACAGCCCAAGGAAGAGAAUCCGUCUCAGUGAUCCCCUUCUACCAGUACACCAGUCUUCGUGCUGUUGUCUAUGUUAUCAUUCUGCUGAUGGAAUCUGUUCUGUGUCUUCUCUGGUAUAGACGUGGUGCAUGCCUUCUCAUACUCACACAAAUUGUAACGGAUGUAGGAACUUCAUUUGAUUACUCUUUUAUUUCUGAGAAUUUUACUGCACAGCAGGAAAUGCAAACUUGCAGUGCAUUUGAGCAUUAA